AUGAUAAUAUUUAUAAAAAAGGCAAUCUAUCUAUCUAUCUAUCUAUCUAUCUAUCUAUCUCAAUUCUUCAUAUGUAUUUAUACGUUAACUGAUCUCAAUGCAAAGAGCUCUAUCUAUCUAUCUAUCUAUCUAUCUAUCUAUCUAUCUAUCUAUCUAUCUAUCUAUCUCAGUGUGUUCAGAUCUAUCUAUCUAUCUCAGUCUAUUCAGAUCUAUCUAUCUAUCUCUCUAUCUAUCUAUCUAUCUAUCUAUCUAUCUAUCUAUCUCAGUCUGUUCAGAUCUAUCUAUCUAUCUAUCUAUCUAUCUAUCUAUCUAUCUAUCUAUCCCAGUCUGUUCAGAUCUAUCUAUCUAUCUAUCUAUCUAUCUAUCUAUCUAUCUAUCUCUCAGUCUGUUCAGAUCUAUCUAUCUAUCUAUCUAUCUAUCUAUCUAUCUAUCUAUCUAUCUAUCUCAGUCUGUUCUGAUCUAUCUCUCUCUCUCUCUCUAUCAAUCUGUCUCAGUCUGUUCAGAUCUAUCUAUCUCUCUCUCUAUCUAUCUAUCUACCUCAGUCUGUUCAGAUCUAUCUAUCUAUCUAUCUAUCUAUCUAUCUAUCUAUUUCUGGUUUAUUUGAUGUUCGCUAUUUCGUCUGUUGUAUCUCUUCUUUUCUAUUUUCCUUUUGUCUUUUACCUUUUUUCUCCCAUGUUUGUUUUUCACUCGCUUGCAUUAUUUUCUAAUUUCUUUUACAAUCUAUUUUCUUUUUCUAUCUUACUAUUUUUACUCUGCUUCUCUUUUCAAACAAUAUUUCCUUUUCUCUUCCUUCUUGUUCUUUUUCUUCAUCAUUUCUUCUUCUCGCUGUCAUUGGCUUUUCUUUUUUCUUUCAUUCUUCCUUUCUUUUUUUAUUGA
Molecule: messenger RNA, 876 nt
Organism: Acanthosepion pharaonis
Lineage: Eukaryota; Metazoa; Mollusca; Cephalopoda; Sepiida; Sepiidae
Source: the annotation of a GenBank genome assembly